CCUACGUGUUUAUUCAGCUAUCGAGGUAGUUAUCUGCUGUCAAAUUGCACCCCGAGUGUCUCAUCGUACACGAAAGACUAUAUAGACUGCACAAAUGAGUGUGCUCAUACAGACACUAUCCAACGUGCAAUUCUAUUUAGAGCAACUCACCAAGUCAACUCUCAUUCUCAUUUCAGACUUUCUCGCGUUACGUACUAGCUGUUAAGUGUUUCAAAAAUCUGAGAAAAGGAAUUUAUUGUGGCACACAACAAUAAUCGAGCAAGUCGGUUUCGACCAUUAAAAAUUAAUUAAUCAAAUUAUAUAAUUAAGUGUGUUUAAAUAUUAACUUAGAAUCGAAUCAAUGAUAACACAAUAUUUCAAAUACUAAAAACAUUAAAUUUCAACUAAACCUCGUGUUAAGAAAAAUUUCAUAUAAUAAUGUUGAUUUGUGUAAUGUUAUUUAACAGUGUAUUCGAUAAUUCUGAGAAGUUUGAAAUAAACAAUGCAGGUGUGAGUAGAUAUAACGACUGAAGAUUAAAUAUUACUUACGUACACGUACAUGCAACGUUUUCAUUAAUUUAUAAGAAAGUAAGAUCGGUGAACGUCUUAAUGAACAUAGGUGAUUGACUCACAAAUAUUACUCUUCAGAUAUCGUUAACAGUUACUUGCAUAAAGAUUACAUUAUUACAUUGUAACAAUCUUUUGAUAAUGAUACAUUAUGAAAGUGAAUUCAAUGUUCGGUGUUUUAUCACUCAUCGUUAUGCCAGUGUUAACUGACAAAAAAAAUAUUAUGAAGAAUUUCACAGUCGAAUCUUGGAUUUCAAGAGAAAAUUUCACGACAAUGGUUAAGAAAUCAUUUCUUUACUCCAAAUGUUGUAAUAUUUUUUUAAGUGGUUCGUAUGUGCGUACAUACUUUCGAAGAAAUAACGCAAUGCGUAAAGUGACUUUCUUUGCAGAACCGAUUUAUAACGUAGAAGUAUUAUUCAAUCAAUUUAUCGAGAUUUAUCCACACGAAUAUCUUCUACAUCAAAUACUUUACGACUGUCGAGGAUAUUUCUUGCUGGGACCGACGGAUAAGGAAAUAGAAAAGGCUAUGAGAGUAGUACCUUCGUCCAUUUCAACGACAGAAAUUCUUGUUAUCAUCGAUGGCGAAUUAAAAAAUACUUCGACACUUUUCAAUGUAUCUUUAUACGGGAAUUCAAAUGCCAAUAUUGUAUCGAGAUCUGGAAUAUGGACCUUAUCCGAAAACUAUUUGAAACCCAGAUUUUUUCUAAAAGUUAACAGUUACGAGGAGAUGAUGUCUGAAUUCAACUUGGUUAAUAUGAGAGGUAGAGAACUUCAAGUGUGUACCUUUUAUCAGCCACCUUUUUCAUAUCUUAAUAAAACAACGACGAAAAUAAUUAACGGCGUCGAAGAAGAGAUUUUUGUAGCAGAUGAUAAUGAAUUGGAUGGAAUAGAAGUGAGGCUACUUCUGGCCAUAGCUGAGAAAUUAAAUUUUACUUGGACAAUACGAAAGUUAAAAGGAAAGUACAGAUACGGUCGACGCGUAAAUGAUACAGAAUGGACUGGCGGUGUAAUUCAACUUAUACGAGAAAAAAAGGUCGAUCUAGCAUUCGGGAGUGUUUGGUUAACAAAGAAUCACAACGAAUUCGUAAACAUGUCCACACCUUGGAUUGAGAUGUUCAUGCACUUUUUGGUACCGCGACCGCAACCGAUCACCAAUUUUUGGGCGCUCACGAGACCUUUCUCAGUGCUAUGUUGGAUACUUGUAAUAGUCAUGUUGUUUGUUAAGAGCAUGUAUAUGUAUAUACGUUCUAGGAUCGAUCCAAAAUUUCCGAAACGUUUUCGGAGCAUUUUCGUCACAAUUACGGAAUUAAUCGGUCGUUUAGUGGGUACGUGGGUGCCCAGAGAUACCGCUAAUGCUAGAUACGAAUUGCAUUUAUGGCAAACUACAGGAUUCCUGCUGGUAACCGCCUACUGCAGCAGUCUUGCAGCAAGACUUACAAGUUUAGAAUACGAGGAUAGGAUCGAUACGGUACGUCAAUUUGUUCAAGCCAACUUAUCGUGGGGUCAUACGAGGCCAUUGCCAUAUUGGCCUGAUUACUUUGACAUGGACGAUCCUUACACGAGCCAGUUACCAUCAAGAUAUAUAUCUGUGAUUGGUCAUGAAACAUACAUACACACAUUAAUCAAAGAGGGUAAAUUUGCAAUUUUCGGAAAAAUCAUAGACUCGAUCUUCUUUCCUGAAGACGAAAUGUUUAAUGAGGAUGUUAAAGCUUACAGACUUAUGAAGGAAAAAGUGGGCUAUUAUUAUUCGUCCUUUGUGGUUCAGCCGUGGCUGUUAAAACCUAUUGAUAUGUUAAUACUAUGGUUGAAGGAGACAGGCAUCGCUCACUUUCAUCUCAACAAUGUUAUGCAUCGAAGAGCCAGUUUUAAUCUUCGCGAAGUUGUCAAGGAGUACGACGGUCUCAACAGCAACCCCAUUGUUCUCGGGCUGACACCAUUAGGCGCUGGUUUUAUAGUCCUUAUUAUUGGUCUUUUAGCGUCAACAAUAGUAUUUUUCUAUGAAUUGAAACAGGCCGCUGAUUCGCGACCAAUUCGCGAGGUGUUUCGAGAUAUUCAAAAGAAACGGGAAAUGUACAAGUCACCGUCUUAUAAAAGAAAAUCGGAAAAAGCUGAGCUGGAUUACAACUUAUACGAAAGUUCGAAUUUAUUUGUAUCUAAAUCAGCUGUUACAUAACAAGUAUUGUAACUUGCGCAAAAAUGUAAUGACCCGAAUAAUUUCUCAUAAUAAUUUACAUAUAUAUUUAUCGUAAAUAUAUAUGUACAAUGUUAUUUAUUUUCUUAUCUUGUAGAAUAUUAAAUUAAUACAAAAAGUGUACGACAUAUUUACGAAAAAAGGAAUGCAAUUAGGAAUAACAUGUUAAUUGAUUACAUAUUAACUGAAUAAAAAAGACAAUAUCUUAAGAAAAAAAUUGCAGCUUUUAAAUAAACUGCAUUUUAGUUUACUUUAAAUCUAAAUAAAUGUAAAUAACAUUUAUAAUAAUGCAACAACUUCAUGUUGAAGACUUUUGGAUAGAUAUUGAUUUACGUAAUUAAAUGUUAACUUACGCAACGUAUUUAUGCAACAAUAAUUUAAUCUCUGAUUUCUUCUUUAGCUGACGUUAGCAACUAUAUGCGUACUUUGAAUAUUUACAAAUUAUAACCUCUUUUCGAACAAGCAGCAAGAAAUUAUCUUCUACAAAAUUAUACACGUAAGCAAUUAUCAAUAUAUGUACAAUAAUAAUGUACUCAAUCAUUCACUGUAA
Solenopsis invicta (red fire ant) is the source of this 3287-nucleotide messenger RNA. RefSeq lists its product as uncharacterized. The coding region runs from base 698 to 2719 and encodes 673 amino acids. NCBI's taxonomy places the organism in Eukaryota, Metazoa, Arthropoda, Insecta, Hymenoptera, Formicidae. The transcript is spliced from 11 exons. Gene Ontology annotation, cellular component: membrane. The record is from RefSeq and is a predicted model, not a curated record. Gene Ontology annotation, molecular function: glutamate-gated receptor activity.